Molecule: messenger RNA, 2012 nt
Organism: Apodemus sylvaticus (European woodmouse)
Lineage: Eukaryota; Metazoa; Chordata; Mammalia; Rodentia; Muridae
Gene: Wdr12
Product: WD repeat domain 12
Exons: 14
Coding region: 270-1541 (423 amino acids)
Biological process (GO): ribosome biogenesis; maturation of LSU-rRNA from tricistronic rRNA transcript (SSU-rRNA, 5.8S rRNA, LSU-rRNA); maturation of 5.8S rRNA from tricistronic rRNA transcript (SSU-rRNA, 5.8S rRNA, LSU-rRNA)
Cellular component (GO): preribosome, large subunit precursor; PeBoW complex
Molecular function (GO): protein binding
Source: RefSeq, a predicted model, not a curated record
CGCAGGCCCACUAAAUAGGACCCUUCGCAGCCACCGUCGCCCAGUUCUCUUAGGAUUCGGUCUCUUUUCCGGUGUUUCCGCUCAGAAGCCUGAGGUAGUUGAUGUGUGCGGGCUGGGCGCCGGUGGAAAUAGAACCUCGUGGUAUUGUCUGGAAACCCGAGGGCGAUAACUGAAGCCUCGCUUCUGCGCUUGCGGCGCAGUCUACCUUAGAGCUACUUGAAAAUCAACGCGUACGCUGUUGUGGAGAAGCCUCCUGUGUACAUUCCGCCAUGGCACAACUCCAGGCACGUUUCUACACCGAGAACCAGAAAUACUCAGUGGAUGAUGUUCCUUUCUCAAUCCCUGCCACCUCUGAAGUUGCGGACCUUAGUAACAUUAUCAAUAAAUUGCUGGAGACCAAAAAUGAACUCCACAAACAUGUCGAGUUUGAUUUCCUUAUCAAGGGCCAGUUUCUUCGAAUGCCCUUGGUCAAACACAUGGAACUGGAGAACAUUUCAUCAGAAGAGGUUGUGGAACUAGAAUAUGUGGAAAAAUACACCGCACCCCAGCCAGAGCAGUGCAUGUUCCAUGAUGACUGGGUCAGCUCAAUUACAGGAGCAGAAGAAUGGAUCCUGUCUGGUUCUUAUGAUAAGACUUCUCGGAUCUGGUCCUUGGAAGGAAAGUCAAUAAUGACAAUUGUGGGACAUACAGAUGUUGUGAAAGAUGUGGCUUGGGUGAAAAAAGACGGUUUGUCCUGCUUACUGCUGACGGCCUCAAUGGACCAGACCAUUGUCUUAUGGGAGUGGAAUGUAGAGAAGAACAAAGUGCGAGCUCUGCACUGCUGCCGAGGGCAUGCUGGGAGUGUGGACGCCAUAGCAGUCGACAGUUCGGGAACUAAGUUUUGCAGUGGCUCCUGGGAUAAGAUGCUAAAGAUCUGGUCUACAGUCCCUACAGAUGAAGAAGAUAAAAUGGAAGAAUCUACAAAUCGACCAAGAAAAAAGCAAAAAACAGAACAAUUGGGACUAACAAGAACACCCUUGGUUACCCUCUCUGGCCACACAGAAGCAAUUUCCUCCGUCCUUUGGUCAGAUGCUGAAGAAAUCUGCAGUGCAUCUUGGGAUCACACAAUUAGAGUAUGGGAUGUUGAGUCUGGCAGUCUUAAGUCAACUCUGACAGGAAAUAAAGUGUUUAAUUGUAUUUCCUAUUCUCCUCUUUGUAAACGUUUGGCAUCUGGAAGCACAGACAGGCAUAUUAGACUGUGGGAUCCCAGAACUAAAGAUGGUUCUUUGGUGUCGCUGUCCCUCACCUCACAUACAGGUUGGGUAACAUCAGUGAAGUGGUCUCCUACCCAUGAACAGCAGCUGAUCUCGGGCUCUUUAGAUAAUAUUGUGAAGCUGUGGGAUACAAGAAGUUGUAAGGCUCCUCUCUACGAUCUAGCUGCUCAUGAAGAUAAAGUUCUAAGUGUGGACUGGACAGACACAGGGCUACUUCUGAGUGGAGGAGCAGACAAUAAAUUGUAUUCCUACAGAUAUUCCCCUACCACUUCCCAUGUGGGGGCUUGAAAAUGAAUGGCUAAUAAGAGGCGUUCUUGUUGGGUUUUGUUUUAAUUCUUGGUGUCUCACUGUUAUGUCAUAAACUGUGAAUGAGAUUGGAGAGAGGGUUUGGAAUAUAGCGCAGCUGGGAGUGCUUGCCCUGUGUGCAGAGCCCUGCAUGCUAUCUCUAGCACUGCCCAGAGGAAAGUGGGCAUGGCAGUGCAUUCCUGUAAUCCCAGGUCCUGAGAGAUUGGAAGCAAGAGAUUCAGAAGUUCAAGGUCACCCUCAGCUGUAUGGUGAGCUUAAAGGCAGCCAUGGUUACUUGAAGCUUUGUCUCAAAAGAAAGAAAUUAAUAGAUAAUCCUCUGAUCAUUGUCUAUCCAGAGACAGGAAGCAGUCUUUUAAAAUUUGGAUAACAGUUCAUCUUUCAUAAUAGCUACAUUUUACUAUCUUUGUCCUUCAUGUUUAUAAAAUACAAUAAAUAUGUGGCCUGAAUUCUCCA